This is a messenger RNA of Trichoderma virens Gv29-8, 467 nucleotides long. RefSeq lists its product as uncharacterized. The coding region runs from base 243 to 425 and encodes 60 amino acids. The transcript has a single exon. The record is from RefSeq and is a predicted model, not a curated record. NCBI's taxonomy places the organism in Eukaryota, Fungi, Ascomycota, Sordariomycetes, Hypocreales, Hypocreaceae.
GUGGGCUUCCUCAACCUCACGAAGCAUGCUGCCUAAACAACAUUGAAAUCUGCAGCAGCGAUCUCAAGGUUUUCAUUUUCUCUAUUCAACGCAUCCGCCUAGUGAAUUCUCAUUGUGCUGAUUACCGCCAGCCCUUGUUCGCAAAGGCGAAACGAAUCGUGCGUCCGUGAUUGCUCCCCUCCACAAACGGCACGAAUGGGCCGAAAGCUGGCGAACGACCAUCUAAAUUUAGCCAUGGCUUCAUGUAUACCUGCAUGCACAGCUGCAAGAGCCAGAAACCAGGGUAUACCGCGAGAAAUGUGACGGCCGUUGGAUUGAGUCCCGCAUGUCCCUUUGUCCGUAUAUUGGCGAUACUCGCAACCGCAAUAUCAGAUCUCCAGGUCGUCAUGGUACUAAAACAGAAAACGGCCUACUUUCCCUCCUAGCCAGAGCGACCCUAGCAAGGCCGGCAAUAGCUUACCCGGCUG